AUGUCGUUGCGUCCUCUCGGAUAUCAAUGCAAACUCCCCUAUGCGCAAUUAUUCCGCAAUGGACUGCAAACAAAACAAAAUAUCACACAACACCUGAGAUCCUUUUCUCAAUUACGCGACACCCAUUGCGCACGUCGCUGGUCCGCGACAUUUCCACACCAUGCCAACAAAGCUUUUUCGCUACGGAGCUUGCUCGGUGAUCUUUUGAGACCUGCACACACUAUUCGGGGCCAGGGCAAGGGAUUGUGGGCUCAACAAUCUCGCUAUGAGAGCUCUGCGGCCAAAGAACCAGAACUCUGCGCACACUGCGGUGGAAAAACCAUCCCCAAGGCUAGAAAACAUGUCGAGCCUGGCAACCCCUCCAGCGGCUGGUAUUGCAAACCCUGUGUUCGGAACAUCCGUGCCCAUGGCCAUCUGCCAAAUGAGGAGCAGCUUGCAGGCAUCCAUCGGCGGAGGUUGAUCAGGGCGAGUGGAGAGGCAAGCAAAACAAGCCCAUGCGGGCACUGCGGCCAGAUGACAGCUCCGAGAAGCAGCCGUAAAUUCAUUGAUGCGAACAACCCUUCUGCUGGGUUUCACUGUCGGACAUGCGUUCGGCAUGUCAAUCAUCACGGUACCCUCCCAACCGACUUAGAUCUCGCAGCGUUCCAGUACCGCAAACAGAUGCGGAGUAGGCGUCCUCCUACUGUUGCCUCAAAAAAUAACAAGUCAGUUACUUCGACCGGAGAAUCAGCAGUGGCCCGCAAACAUUCCAAGUCUCCCAAACAGAUGAAACAGAGCCGCGGCGAAUACCCUUGCAUGCACUGUGGUGACAAAACCAUCUCUAGCAGCAAACGAAGGCUCGUUGAGCCCCAGAAUCCCGCGGCAGGUUACUACUGCCAGCCAUGUACACGAUCUCUACUUGAAACGGAUGCCUUGCCAAGCACCGUCAAAAUUGCAGCGCUCAGGAAACUCAGAGCGACCCGUAUGCAAAGCAACCCACGAGUUAUGAAAAGCCCUUGUGUCCACUGCGGUGAGAUCACCGCCCCCAGCAGCAAGCGCCGGCUAGUUGAAGCGAAGAACGCUCAAUCCGGGUAUUACUGCCGCGCCUGUGCGGACUGUUUAAUAGAAACCAAUUCCCUGCCUAGCGACAUACGCCUUGCAGUUCGCAGAGCGCGAGAGCAGGUCAGGCUGAAAAACUUGCAAGCCAGUCUAUCUAAAGAAUCGCAGUCCCCGGUAUCUCCGCAGGACGGAGAAGCUACGCCAACGGAUAUUCUCACGGACAAUACCGCAAAGACUUGCGCGCACUGCAGAACCGAAGAGAACACGUCGGACCACUGA
Penicillium roqueforti is the source of this 1317-nucleotide messenger RNA. RefSeq lists its product as uncharacterized. Lineage: Eukaryota; Fungi; Ascomycota; Eurotiomycetes; Eurotiales; Aspergillaceae. The record is from RefSeq and is a predicted model, not a curated record. The coding region runs from base 1 to 1317 and encodes 438 amino acids. The transcript has a single exon.